Lodderomyces beijingensis is the source of this 1407-nucleotide messenger RNA. Lineage: Eukaryota; Fungi; Ascomycota; Pichiomycetes; Serinales; Debaryomycetaceae. The record is from the annotation of a GenBank genome assembly.
AUGUCCCGUCGUUCAGGUAGGAGGUCAGUCAAUUUGGACUCUAAGAAGAGCAGCGGGGUGCGGUCUGAGCUAGGCUUGCACGAAACCGAUGCAUCUUUACGAGAUCGUCGCCAUGAACGAGAGAUCUCAGCCGAAGAAGACGACGGCGACGGGGAAGAAGAGGAAGAAGAAGAAGAAGAAGAGGAAGUCACGAGGUGUAUAUGUGGAGAAGACGAACUACAAAACAAUCUCAUCAACCCCGAGUUGGCUCAGUUUUUGAGAAAGGAGUUCAAGAUUGAUAUCGACCAGGGAUUAUUCAUUCAAUGCGACAAGUGUAGCGUUUGGCAACACGGGUACUGUGUGGGACUUUACGAAAAUGAUGAUGUCCCCGAUAAGUACUGGUGUGAAAGGUGCAAACCCGAGCUACAUAUCAUUGUCCAGGACCCAUUUCUGGAUAGAACUUUAUACAAGCCAGUGAAUGAUCAUCGGAAAAAGAUUGAACAGUUUGGCAAGCCUGAAGACGUCAAACCUGAAACCCUGGACAAGAAGAAAAAAACCCUUGCUGCAGUCAAGGAGAAACGCAAGGACAGAAGGUUGCAUCAUCAGCAUGAAGACGAGGAUGAGUACGAUAAGCAGUUGCAGAAGGCGUUGCGGGAAAGCGCAAAGGAGUCGGGGAUUAUCACUGUCGAGGAGGCCGAUACCAGUGGUCGCAUAUCACCGAGAAAGAGACCAAACAGAACAGCAACUGCAACAGGAGCAGGGGCAAGCACCACGGGGUCAGGCUCGAAUUCAAAAAGCACCUCGGAGCAAGUGGACGAUAUGGCAAGCUCAAGACCAAAGCGCAUCAAGCUGGAGACGGAAGCCGAAACUGAAAACGAGGCAGCAAGCACUAGCAAUAAGAGCGAGAUUCUUGCAGCUGACGUGCCGAAAUCACGAAGCAAAUCAAAGAAGAAGAAGAAAGAUAGUGGCGGCAAGAAAUCCGUUGUUUCGAACUCAUCUUUGUCCAAUCCAAACCCCACUUCAACAUCCACGGUCUCUUCGUCCCUGUCCUCCUCCUCAUCAUCAUCAGUGUCUGGUGGUGGUGCUAAACAUAAUCACAAGUCAGAUAACGCCGAGUCAGCCACGAGCAAAGAAGAACUCAUACAAUUACCAUUCAAGCCCCGGUUCGUCAACGACAAGGCCACCUUCCACGACCUCCGCAAACGCACAAGCGCCAUCAUUGAAUGGAUAGCUCGCACGCAACGCGAGUUGCAAGAUGAAAAACUGCACAAGUUGGAAUUGUUCUCCUUCACUCCCGAUACGCUCCAGGUGCAGCAGGAGAAAAGGGCAUUGGAGCAAUCUUUCGACUUGAAAGGUGCCAUGAUUGACGAAUUGAGACAAAAGAUCAACGAAUGGGAAUUGCAAUUUGGGAAAUACGCACCAUCUUAG